This is a messenger RNA of Rosa rugosa (rugosa rose), 1257 nucleotides long. Its product is annotated as protein FAR1-RELATED SEQUENCE 5-like. Bases 1 to 1257 code for a protein of 418 amino acids. The record is from RefSeq and is a predicted model, not a curated record. The transcript is spliced from 3 exons. NCBI's taxonomy places the organism in Eukaryota, Viridiplantae, Streptophyta, Magnoliopsida, Rosales, Rosaceae. Gene Ontology annotation, biological process: regulation of DNA-templated transcription.
AUGCAAAAGAAGAAGCUUAAUGCCAAUCUGAAUCCUCAAAAGAAGAAGCGUGAAAGGAGUGGUGGUACAAAGAGGUGUGGUUGCCCAUUUCGCUUGAAGGGCAAAAAUGUUGGCCCUGAGGAUGAGUGGACCCUUGAGGUGGUAAAUGGGAUGCAUAACCAUCAUGCUGCAAAGUAUCCUGAAGGGCAUUCCUUCCUGGGGCGAUUAACCAAGGAAGAAAAUAAUUUGUUGGUUGAUAUGUCAAAGAACUUGGUAAAUCCAAAAGAAAUAUUAUACACUUUGAAGCAAAAUGACCCACUCAAUUCAAGCACUAUGAAGACAAUCUACAAUGCUCGACAUAUUCAAAGGGUGGUUGAAAAAGCUGGUAGGUCAGAGAUGCAAAUAUUGCUAAACAAUUUGCAGAAAUACAAUUAUGUGGAGUGGCAUAGGAGUUAUGGCACAGAGAACAUUGUGAGUGACUUGUUCUGGACUCAUCCUGAUAGUGUAAAUCUGCUACGUGCAUUUCCUUAUGUUUUAAUAAUGGAUGCCACAUACAAGACAAAUAAGUUUCGAUAUCCAUUGUUAGAGAUUGUGGGGGUGACAUCUACAGAAUUAACAUUCCAUGCUGCAUUUGCAUACAUCCAUGCUGAGAAAGAGGAAAAUUACGUUUGGGCUUUAUCUAGAUUGAAGAGUGUGAUGAAUGAAGACUGUCUUCCAAGUGUGAUUGUUACUGACAGAGAGCUAGCACUCAUGAAUGCCAUUCGUCGAGUGUUCCCUGCUGCUCAACAUUUAUUGUGCAGAUGGCAUAUUAAUAGGGCAGUGUUGGGAAAAUGCAAAAAGCUUGUUGAUAACCAAGUGAAGUUUAAAAAGUUGAUGCAGGCAUGGAACACAUUGGUCUUUUCAGAUACGAUACCUGACUAUGAAAGACAUUUACAUGAGUUCGAGAGAGACUACAAAAAAUAUGAUGAAGUACUAACCUAUGUGAAAGGAACUUGGUUGAAUGAAUAUAAGGAAAGAUUUGUUGAAGCAUGGACGAACAAUUAUAUGCAUUUUGGAACGAUGACUUCAAACAGGGCGGAAAGUGCUCAUUCAAAAUUGAAGCGACAUUUGAUGUCUAGUCUGUGCAACUUUGAUACAUCAUGGAAAAAGAUUCACGCCUUAUUGGUGUUGCAACACACAGAAGUAAAGGCUUCAUUUGAGAAAAGUCUUAUAUUUGUCCGACAUGACUUCAUGAAGAAUGAGUUUAAGAAAAACACAUGGGUUGCCAUGUGCACAUGA